Gallus gallus (chicken) is the source of this 5588-nucleotide messenger RNA. It is a transcript of the gene PMFBP1, whose product is annotated as polyamine modulated factor 1 binding protein 1. NCBI's taxonomy places the organism in Eukaryota, Metazoa, Chordata, Aves, Galliformes, Phasianidae. The transcript is spliced from 14 exons. The record is from RefSeq and is a predicted model, not a curated record. Gene Ontology annotation, biological process: spermatogenesis. Bases 3684 to 5555 code for a protein of 623 amino acids.
UCUCGCCGCCCGCUCGCCCCUUUUGUGGUGUCUGCAGUUCUGUGGCCUUCCACCCUCCACUUUUCAGUUUGGCCCCACCCUUUUUCACCAGCUUGAAAGUGGAGACCGAGAAAGGGUGGAAAGGUGCAAAACAGAUGAAAAGGCAAGCAAUGAAGUGGAGCCAAAAAAAUGGGAAAGAGGCUGAGAAAAAGUGGGAGUCCUUCCUUUCCUUUCCCCUUCCUUUUUCCCUUCCCCUUCCUCUUCCCCUUCCAGUUUCCUCUUUUCUCUCCAUCCCCUUCCAGGCCUCGGCUUCACUAUCUGAGCACACCCAAAUGUUGCUGUAUUUGUGUUUGUUUCUGGGGGAAGCGUGGGGCCCUGUGGGGACGAAGCCCAGUUAAGCUGAAAAAAUGCAGCUAUUUUUCCUGCGGUUUGAGUUAUUUUUAACACCAGUCAGUUCUUACAUGUGAGUAUUUUUCCACUCAUUCCGUAACUCGGAAAUGGUUGAAAGGAGGUUAAUCAAACAUUUGAAUUAAGUGCAUCUUCAGGCAAAGGCGCAGCAUGGAAAAUUUUUGCUGCAAAGCAGACAGGUUUUGGAGAGAACGGAGCCGGCAGAGCCGGCAGGCAGCGCUGGGAAAGGCACAGAGUGCCGAUGGUCAGUGGUGGGAAGGCAGCUGCUGAGAAAGGUGCUGCGCUGGUGCCAGUGAGUUGGUUACAACCAGACGGUGUUCUCAGGACAUUCCAUUAUUAGCAUGGGCAAUAAAUACUGAGAUUUAACUGAAAUCACACCUAGCGGUGGCUCAGAGGCAACAUUCCCUCAGUGCUGUGGCAGGUACAGCAAGGACAGAGCUGCCAUGGAACGGAAGUUAAAGUGCAGGGGACUUCUAAGCUCUGAAAUGUUCUGCAUACCUGGACAGAUGUCCUAAAGCACUGCCCAGAGCUGUUGGGUGCGCAGGGAGCUGGACCUGGAUGAACAAAGGGGACGAGACAACAAAGGAUGUAAUGAUUUAACGCCUUCCAUACCCAGAGAUUUUUCCUGAUUUUCAGAGCACAGCAAAAACACGGGCACUGUUCUAAACACCGCCUCUGAGGAUGGCCGUGAGGAACCACGUUCAGCCCACACCGUCUGACAGUGCCGUGGGACCCUCAGGUCCAGGCCCUGCGGACAGCUGUGUGCACAGAGGCACCGCGUCAGUUCUGGCUGUGCGGUGCAGCAGCUCCAGAGCCGGCUCUGCACGCUGGCACAGAGGAGCAGUGGGUGCUGCUCUCCGGGCUGUGGCUGCACACGGCAGUGUGUGCACAUCGAAGCACCGCAGUGCCACUCCUGGGAUGCUGCGCCUCACUCCAUCCUCCUUCCACACCUCUGCCCGCCUGCUAUGAAUGGAGUCUUGGCUUUGUUUUACCGAUUUCUAUUUAGUAUCCUAAAAUAUUCACUCCGAGUUCCGCUUGACAGACGUCCCUAAUCUAAUCUCCACGUCUGCUUUCUAAUUUUCGCAGUCAGGAUAAAACAAAUCGGCUGCCGUUAAUUGCCUGCGCUGCAGCCGGGAGCUUUGGGCCGUGAUUUACGAGCUCGGAGCAGGCGCUCUGCAACGCAUUUUUCUUAAUUUAUUUUUAAUGAGUCUCUCAAUUAAUUUUCUUGGAAACAUCUUAAUGAUGUUGGAGGCGGGUGUUAAUGAGGUUUGCACCAGCGCCUCAUUUUGCAUAUCUUAAAGUACUGAAUGGCAUCAUGAACACAUGCCUGGUCCUAAAAAAGAGGAAGGAAUAGGACUGGGAGGAGACACCUCGCUCGGCCCCCACCUUGCUCAGCCACUGGGGCCGUGUGGGGCUGCCAGCAGCAGUCAGUGCUGGGCUGAGGCCACCGAGCCCACCGAGACGGGUGACCCUGCCGAGAUGGGUGAUCCCGGCAGCAAGGGCAGGCAGAGGGGCAGCGCCACACAUGGCCCCAUGGCUGGGACUCAUCUGAACAAAUGGGACCAGGCCCUGGGCUCAGCGUCCGGGCUCACUGCGGUGUUCCUGUGCUUCCCCCAGGACGUGGGCACUGCAUCCCCCGCUGCGCCCAUCGGUGGCAGCGCCCCGGGGUGAGGCCGGGCUGCACGGCGCCCUGGUAAUUGCCGUGUGUGUGUGGCUGCAGGCAGCAGCUGGAUCGCUUUUGUUUCCUCACAGCAUGUCAGUCUUCAUUACACCAGAGAGGAAUGAAAAUGGAUUCACUUUUGUCCCAGCCAGAAUGUGGCAGCUGUUUAAUUUCAAUUAACGUGGCACUGAAAAGAAUAACAUUGCGGCAGUAAUUAAAGUGAGACGGCUCCAACCCCAGUGCUGCUCGGCAUGCGGUGCUGGCUCACCCAGCGGAGCAACUGCUUCAGCCCCGCAUUCUCCCAGCAGCAGGCGAGGGCAGGCAGCCUGGCACGACUUGGCAUGGCUCAGCACAGUGCGGUGCUGCUGGGAAAUGCUGUUCCCUUGCUCUGGCAGAAAGUAAGGCUAAAUUCAGCAUAGCAGUUCUGCACAGCAGUGCCAAUUCCCAGCUGAAACACCACCCAUGGAACUGCAGAGUGUGGUGAGGGCAUGGCAGGUGGGGGUCGGGAGCUCAUCUGUACCAGGUCAGCUCCUCCAGGCCUUCCCACACCCACGGGCACCACAUCUACUCCUGAGCCUCUGAGCAGUGUUAGGGCUGCACUCAGCCCCCUCAGACCCCAUUUCUCCCAGUGGCUCUGCCAGACCCCCUGUGCUGUGGGCACUGCGCUGCCGGGCUGCCGGGCCCAAUCUGUGUGGGUACCACAGCUCAUGCAGCAGAGGGAUCAGUGCUGUGUUUUUUCCCACUAUUGAUCUGAUGCUUUAAAAGGGGAAAAAAAAUCUCCCUGGCUGUCUAAACACUAUUGAUCCAUGCCGGGAAGCCACGUAGACAGGGAAGGGCGUGGAGAAAUUGAAAUUUAAUUUCCAACAACUUGUUCCUGUUACUUUUACCUUUUUGGACAGAAGCACGGAGCAGCAGCUGCUGUCGAUGCAGUCGAUCCCUCCUCUGGCAGCACUGUGAAGCUCCGCGAGCCCUGCCGGGACGCAGCCAUCCCAGGGCAUGGCACCAAGCACAGCUCCGCUCCGUGCCUCGGCAGCAUGGCUGGAGUGUGGCACAAGGAUGGCACAGAGAUGUGAGGGUGUGAACACAUGAGAGCAGCACGAGGCUGCCAGAAGGUUUGGCCCCUGCCAGUACUGGGUACAGUGGUACCAGGAGUGAUUUGCUGUGCAGCACCUGGGCCAGGCACUGUGUCACCGGGUUCUGGUUCCAGGCAUUGUCCUCAGAACCAGGCCAGGGCUGGGCUACAGUGGGAAGUGUGCCAUGCCGUGCCGGGGACGCAGCGUGGGCAAGGGGGAGUGUGGCAUAGGGAGCACAGAGAACGUGACCAGAAUAUGGAAUGUUCAGGGAGGUUCCUGCAGUGAGAUGCCAGCCUAGGGAGACCUGGGGAGGCCUACAAGGGGCAGAGGUGAUCAUGGCAGAGCUGAGCAGCCCCACCCAGCCACAGCAGCAGGAGAUGGAGUCCUGUCGGUCCCAGCCGCCGCAGGUUACACCAGCAUGCUGCAGAGCUGGGCAGCAGUAGUGCCUGAGACCCCCAGGAGACGGCUGAACAGACAUACGGGGAGAGGACCAGAGAGAAGCAGCAGUGCUGGAGCCACAGCAUGGAGAGGCCUGGACAUGCCAGGACUCACAGCAGCAGGACAUGCUAGCCUUCCUCCAGACGCUGCAGAAGGACUUGGACAACUGCAGGCACCUGAACCUCAUGCGGCUGGCCCAGCUGCAGCUGCAGAUGUUUGCAGUGGAGCAGAAGCACCAGGACUUGAUCUCUCAGAAGCACCAGUACCAGGCGAUGAUGGAACAGAGCCAGAAGGACGCAGCUCAGACAGAUGCCACCUCUGCAGAUUCCUGCAGUAGUUCCAGUACCAGUGAUGAUCUCCUGGAGGAGCACACAGAGCAACUUGAGCAGGUCCGUGCCUCAGGCACAGUGCCAGCGUGCGGACCACCAGGAGCUGGCAGGCAGUGCCCCGAUGUGCUGCUCCCACAGGUGACCGUGCAAGCAGGGUCAAAGCACCACAGGAAGAAGUGGGCAAUCAAAGAGCAUCAGUGCUGGGCACAGAACAUGUCAUCAACAGGGCACAGAACUACUAAGGAAGAAGCCCAGGGCAGAAGGCAGUGCCACCAAGCAGCCCUGUCUCAAGCAGCCCAGGUCCCAGCACGGUCACUGGCAGCUCAGAGCCACCCACAGCACAAGGAGGAACAGCUGUGGCCAUGUGCAGGGAGCACCAUGCAGCGCACAGAGGAACAACCAUGCUCUUGUGCAAGGAGCAGCACACAGCACCCAGCUGACAGCAGCAUAGUGGAGCCGCAAGCACCACAGGUGGCAGCAGAAAGCAGUUGUGGCCAUGCUUGCAGGGAGCUGGCAGUGUGGCUCCAGAGGGAGCUGAGCCAGUGGCAUGCUGCUGCCCAUGCCAAACAGGAACUACAGAAGAGCCAAGAGCAACUCCAAGCCCUGGAGGAGCAGCUGAGGGCUCAGAAGGAGCAGAACCAGACCUUGCAGCGCAGCCUGGCACAGCAGCAGGAGGUGCUGGCAGCCACCAAGGCCCGGGAGAUGCAAAACUUACAGCAGCUCAGUAGACACAGACAGACAAUCCACGACCUGCAGCAGAAAGCAGCCUCCAGCAGAAAGCACAUAGCAGAGCUGCUGCAACAGGUGGAGGAAGUGGCAUCCCUGAAGGCAGAGCUGGCCCAAGUCCAGAGAAAGAUAGGCCACAAUCUUCCACUCCUUUGUCAUUAUGAGGAAGAGAGGCAGCAGCUCCACAGGGAACUGAAGAAGCAACAGAAGGCCCAGGAACAGAGCCGGCAGGAGGCCUACUCCUUCCAGGAGAAGCUGCAACAGCUGAGCAGCCAAGUUCAGUACUGGCAGCAGUUACACCAGGACACUCAGCGAACUCUGGCUAGGCGGGAAGACGAGCUGGCUGUCUGCAAGGCGGAGCUGGCUUUCAAGGAAGAACUCGUCAAGGCCAUGAAACAGGCUCAGGCCAGGAACAGGCGGAACCACAGCCCAAGGGCAGGAGGAGUGCAACCUGAGCCCCAGGCACCGCUGAAGGACAGAUCCUGGGCUACAGGCAGGGCAGAGGUGGAAAGGCCAGGCCAGGAAUGGGCUAACUGCAGAGCCAAGACCAACAAGGGAGGAGGCGGUGGUUCUGUAGAAACCCUGCAUGCUUCCCACACCUCAGCCUGUUCUAAUAGCAGUAGGCUGCAUCAGGACAGGAAUCCGAUGCUGGUCAAUAACAACCAGAGUUUGAAAGAGCAGAUGCAGCCAAAUGAGAAACAACAACACAAAAUCCAGCAGCAAGUCAAGCAGGCUGCAGAGUUUACAGGUGACAGCCAACAUCUUCAAGACACACUGGACAGCUUGCACGUGGAAAACAUAUACCUCAGGGCUAGAACACAUAUACAGUACCAUAAUCAUGAGCAGAUGAAGGCUCUACAGGGCAGCAACCUGACUGCACGAGCCCUGCAGAACUUGGCAAGGCUGCCUCUGCCUGGAACUCACCUCCAGGAUGAAAAGUGACACAAAACAACGGAAGGGUUAAAGACUGACAAC